Stegastes partitus (bicolor damselfish) is the source of this 7807-nucleotide messenger RNA. RefSeq lists its product as uncharacterized. Gene Ontology annotation, cellular component: shelterin complex. The transcript is spliced from 24 exons. Gene Ontology annotation, molecular function: telomeric repeat DNA binding. NCBI's taxonomy places the organism in Eukaryota, Metazoa, Chordata, Actinopteri, Pomacentridae. Gene Ontology annotation, biological process: telomere capping; regulation of telomere maintenance via telomere lengthening. The coding region runs from base 3152 to 7042 and encodes 1296 amino acids. The record is from RefSeq and is a predicted model, not a curated record.
UAUUCAUAACUUCCUGUUAAACUUAGCAACACGGUUCAAGUAAAGUGGUAUUUACUGCGGACAGAAGCGUUUAGCAUUUCUAACCGUCUAAUCUCUCUGAAGUAAUUACAAACACACAAAGCUGGACUUCCUGCCAUCCCAGCAGCGCGUCAGUUAGCUUAGUUGUGCUAGCCGCUGCAGCUAGCUGCUCAUGUAGCUAGCAGGCUACACGGCAGUUCGUCAGUUUGUAGGUUUUUUAGUCAGAAGACACGCUUCUGUUAAUACACGCUGCUUUCAGGAGUGUGUAGUCGAGCUAACGGUGUAGUAGAAAUUCAAAAUAUGAGUAAUUAGCGAACACUUCCAGUUCACUGUUGACAAAAUAAGAGGAAAGUUGGAUGAACUUAGUGGACAGUUUUCAUCUCUCUGCCUUGAAGUGCACACACAGCAAAGGACCGUCUGGCAAGUAGUGUUCAUGUACACUGACAUACAAACACAUAUUUAUAUGCACAAAAAGGUGGGUAACAGUAUUAAACAGAUUUAAUAUUUAAUUUUUCGUGUGCCAUAUUUCAUUAUCAUGUGUUAUACCACUUUGCCACAUCACUGCCAGUUACUUUCUACUCUUGUUUAGCUUACUUCAUUUUAUAUAUCUUAUUUAUAUCCUGUUGUUUUUCUAGGAGGGAUUACAUUAUGUCAUACAAUUUUGUUUUCUGAGCAAUUUCUGGCACAAGCAUUUCCAUCAGGGUUAAUAAAGUUUUAUUUUUAUCAUAUCAGGUCUCGCAAAAUCCCUCCUGAUUGAACUGAGGCUCAGUGUUUGUUCAUAACUGUAGCAAUAAGAAAGAUUUUCUUCACCAAUAUAGUUUCCCAAACAUGAAAUAAAGCAAAGCCGAAGCAUUUAGAGACCAAGAUGUGGACUGUAACUGGCAAGGCAGCUGGUCUUUAUCUAAUAAUAAUCAUUAUAAUAAAGUUAAUGCUAUUAUUAAAAGAUACAAAAUGCAAAAUACAGAAUUUUUAAUAUCAAUGACACCAUGGGACAAACAACAAUCGAUAUAAUUAAAAUAGUAACAGCACUAAAUAUGCCAUAGCACAGAGUAAGAGAGACCACAUCAUACAAAAGCAAGUCCAUAAAAAUGGGUUUUAAGUUGGGAUCACACAUUUCACUGUUUGUAUGGGAAUGUUGAACAUGUUGAACAAUAUAAAUGCUACAAGUCUGCAGUAUAUGUCAGUGAAACACAUGGUUCCUGAUGGGUGGUCUGAGUGCCUGGGCUUCUGUGUUUUUGUGUGUCCAGGUUAAACUUUAAGGGUCCAUGAACGAGUCUUUUUUGUGGAUUUAGAAUCCCAUUUCCUUUGCAGGGUCCUGAUUGAGGAACUGGGGGGUCAGGAGUCGGUCAUCCGGCACUAGGCUGGUCCAGUAGAAGUUUUAGUGUUAAUUUGCAUGGACAUAAAUUUCACACUGUUCAGACAGGGUUACCUUUGGUCUGUAGUUCACAUUUAACUAAUGAACCCAGGGCCACGUAUGGCUUAUAAAGUUAUUGAGUGCUGUUUUGGGGUUAGUCCCCAGUGUUUAUGUCUGCAUCAGUCAGUGUAAUUGAAGAAUUUUGACUGUGAGACUUCACAAAGAUGAAGAAAAAUUAAGGUGACUGACUAAAAAUCAGUUUAAACACAACUGCAGCAGUACACAGGAUGUAUAAAACAAGCGACACUACCACGAAUCAGAGCUGCAGUGGUCGCCCUCUUAAAAUUAUGCCACAAACAGUGCACUACUUGAACAAUCCUCUGAACAACAGAUGGACAUGUGCCUCAGAUUUGGCACCGUGGUUUUCAGUAGAAAUCAGUUUUUGUGAUGGCACAGACAGCGUGAAGGACAGCGCAUAUUGUCAACAUCUGUGGACAGAGUACAAGGAAAAAAACUCUUGCUUGCUCUUUGGCACAAAAACUGCAAGAUGAAACUUUGCUAAGAAACAUAAAAAGAACUUUGAUGGAUUAUGGAAGCAUGUUCUUUGGUCAGAUGAGUGCCGGAUGACUUUCUUUGGCUUAGAUGAGUCUAACAUGUGUGGCGUGAACCUGGCCAGCACUGCCACAGUGAAUGCAUAGUGCUGACAGUGAAGCACGGAGGUUGAAUUGUAAUGACACAGGGCUGAAUGAGUGCAGAAGAUGUUAUUUAUCGAUGGCACCAUGAAUGUGUGAGGAUAAACCAAAAUACUGGCUGACUAGGUAACUCCUGGUGUGCAGAAGCUUGACAGAAGAUGAAUGAUAGUAAUUUAAUGCAUACAGAAGAAGAAAACAGUAAAAACUGUGAACUGAUUUGUCACCCUGAUUUGAAUCUAUAACCUUUGGGGUAAGAGAAAGGUAGAGCAACUCAACCCCUCCAGCAGAACAUCACUCCAGAAAUGUGGCACGUCGAGGAAGACCGAUUACCAAAAUAAAUGUGGAAGGCUGGAAUCUCAGUAGUGAAAGAUGUGUUUUCAUUGUGGUAAAUCAAAUACCAUACUGUUCAACUAUACAAAUAAUGCAGUGCAGGUGAUGCAAUGUGAGGGAUGAUGCACAGGAUGCACUCACUUCUGUUGUACACUGUUUAUGGUGAUCUGAUUUGUAAUGUAGGUCUUUAUAAUAGUACUUUGAAAGCAAUCUUGCACAAAGGGGAGCUUUUCUUUUGGAUCUUGACUUAUAUACAGAUUUUAAUGUGUUUUAAGUUAGCUAAAGUUUGAAUGCAGGACUUGUGGCCCCCACUGGGUUCCCUGAUGUGGAGGAUCAGUCUGGUUCUGUCUGCCCAGCAUCCAUCCACACAAUCCCACUGCGACCUAUCAGCGCCAUCUAGUGUCCCAGCAUCCAAACUGUCUGCUUGAUCCGGUCUUCGUCAACCAACCAGGAAAGAGGGCUUGCCGUGAUCUGGACUGAGGCGGAUGAGACCAGAAACCUUUGUUCUGUCUCUCCUCCCCAAUGCGAGAAUAAAGGCGAGCGCCUGUCCAUGCGUCCGGCAAAAUUUUGCGCUCGCAUUUUGUGGGUUGGCGAUCGCAGAUGUUUGUUUUAUUAAUCAAAAAAAAAAAGAAAAAGAAAAAUUAACAGAAUUCAUUCAUCAGUCUUUAUGUGCAUUUUUGUUUUUUUGUUUUUUUCCUGAUAGCUACAACCCGAGGGCGACAUCUGGCCGGUUUUUUUCUCUCUUGUCAGCUGCUAAAUGGAAAUAAAACGCGGAACUGAAAGUGGAAGCAACCGAGGUAAUGAUCUUCCAAUCCGCUAUCUGCGCCUGCUGGCCCCUCCCUUGCAGCUCUUGUCAGCUGCAGUGUGGCAAGUUGUUCAGCAGGGACUUGUGGAUCACUAUGGGAUGCUGGAGGAGUUUGUUACCAUGGUGACAGAGCUGGUCCCCGAGCUGAUGAGCUACAGUCAGAGGGCUCAGCUGAUCCUGGGACUCAGGGCCAGGCUGGUUCUGGAGAUGUGUCGAGGGGAACACCCGGCGGACAUGCAGACCAUUCAGCCACAUCUGGACAGAAUAAAAGCUCCUGUUAGCACUGCCAAGGAUCACCAUGUGACCAUCAACCAGGUUGAGGAAUCUGAGGUGAACUUUGUGGAGCUGGUGCAUUCAUUACUGGAGGAUCCCUCUGAAAGAAAAUAUUUUUUCCAGGAAAUCUUUCCUGUAUAUUUUGGCUCAAAGUACGAUGCAGCGCUGGAGAUGCUGGUGUGGGAGUUCAUAUCACGACUGGACGAGCUGCUGCCUGUUCCAGACUUCACACAGCUGGCAGCUUUGCUCGGCGACGCUCCCUCAUUCCUAGACGACUGUUUACGAUCCUAUUUCCCGCCCGAGGACAUGAAGGCCAUACUUGAACACCACAGAAACCUUGGUCAUUUUGAAGAGAAAGAUCCGAGGUUAUUACCGAUGGACGACUGCAUCCUCUCCUCUCUGUCGCUGCCUCCUGGCUCCAAACCUGCCGUGAACGCCGCCUCCUGCUCGCCUGCUCUCAAAGAGUCGACUCCUCCGGCACACGAAGGACCUUUCAGUCCUCCCAUCGACACGGGCAGCGCGGAGAGGCCGAGCAGGAAGAGCGCAGAGACCGCCAGACAGAGACUGAGGGAGUCGAGCGACCCCGGCAGCUGGCAGCGGCAGCUUCGAGGCGGAAACACUUCUCAGGAGAGGAAAGUACAAAACUCAACUCGUACACGGCCAUGUGAUGACACCAUAGACCUCACCGCAUCCAAUGAGACUGCAGACACGGAUUCAGAAGCCAGUGAGAGCAACCAAAGCCUGAGAGCAGCGCAGGCGAGCAGGAAGCGGAAGCUGAGCGGAGGUGUGGAUGUUCCUGCAAAGCGGCCUGCGGAGGCGUCAGCUUUCUUCGAUUCCUCAGUGGAUGAUGAGAAUUCAGGUGAAUCUCCUCUAAUCUCGAUAUGGGGAGAAUAUACAGACUCUCAGGAAGGUUCUUUUCCAGUUGUAACGGACACAAAAGUUCCCUGGUCGGACGAGGAGACGCUUCAUCUGCUGGACAUCUGGGGGAAGGACUCUGUGCAGCGAGCUUUGAAGGGCUGCUUGAAGAACCGUCACAUAUUCACUCAGAUCGCACAAAAGAUGGUGGAGAGGGGCUACAUGAGAACAGUGGAGCAGUGCCAGACCAGGAUUAAACGGCUGAAGAAAUGCUUUCGCCAGAACAGCAAGAACGCCAGGGUAGACCGGAAGUUCUACGCCCAGCUGGAGCAGGUCCUCGGCUCCUCAGCUCCGUCGGCUGUUCCCGAGGUCACCUACGAUGUCGAGGAAGUCGUUGACGAAGACGGAUCCCGAGACGCCGAUGAGGACCUGCAGUUUAUAGGUCAAACGGGCCAGCUAGAAAUCGGAACUAGAAGUGUUCCGUGGACUGAUUUGGAGUCUUUGACCCUGAUCAACACGUGGGGUGAAGACAGGAUGCAGCGGCAACUCACAGGGAUACACAGAACCGGACACCUUUUCUCCAUCAUCUCCAGCAAGAUGGCCGCCCAGGGCUUCUCCAGAACACCGGAGCAGUGCCAGACCAGGCUGAAACGAGUGAAAUCCAACUUCAGGCAAUGCUACCAAAACAACCUGAAAGGACACGAGCAAGUGGAGUGCAAGUUUUACAACGAGCUGGGAAGAAUUUUAGUGAAGGACUUUCCUUUGGUCCCACAGCUGAAUGAAUUACAAGCAGAGGCAGACGACGGUGACUUCCCUGCCUACAGUCAUCAGGACAUCGAGUCUGCUGUUGGAGUUCAGGAGGACAGGAAGAAGGUUCCUUGGUCAGACAAAGAGACAAUCAUCCUUCUGGAGGGCUGGGGAGACCCACAGGUGCAGCAGUGCCUGAGACGCUACCCACACAACGGUCACAUUUUCACAGAAUUAUCAGAGAAGCUCAGCGCUAACGGCUACUCCCGCAGCGCAGAGCAGUGCCACACCAGGAUCAAACGGCUGAAAGCGAGCUACCGCCACUGUCAGGAAAACAUGAGCGCAUCUGGGACGGAUAGAGUCGACUUUAAAUUCUACGAUCUACUCGAACAAAUCCUGGAAAAGCAGCCGUCGACAUCGUCCGUGGUGGUUACAGACUCCAUUGAAAUAUCAGAAGACUCCAAUGGUGAAUCAGGGACUGAAAGAGAUGGAGAAAUCAGCAUGUCACUGGAAAAGCCGGCACCGAGCUCGUGGUCAGACGAGGAGACUCUGGCACUCAUCGAUAUCUGGGGCGAGGAAGACGUUCAGAAGGCGCUGAGGGGUUUCGUCCACAACGGACACGUUUAUGCCGACAUUUCCGAGAGGAUGAGCGACCUGGGCUUCUCGAAAACCUCCGAGCAGUGCCGCUGGAAAGUCAAGUCGCUGAGGAUCAACUUUCGUCAGAGCUACGACCGGAAGAAAUGCGGAAGAAAAGUGGAUUAUAAAUUCUACAACCAGCUGGAGCAGAUACUGGGACAGGAAGCAGUUUCUCUCGAUGAGUACGACGAGAAAGACGAACAAGCAGAGCAGGAUCCAGGUGUAGACGGUGUGAACACGGCGUGGACGGAGCAGGAGACUGUCACGCUCAUUGAGAUCUGGGCAGCGGACGACGUGCAGCACAGCCUGAAAACCUGCGUCCGCAACGGGCACAUAUUCAUUGACAUAUCGGAGAAAAUGGCCGCCGUGGGCUUCCUGAGGACGGCGGAGCAGUGCCACUCCCGGAUCAAAAGGCUAAAGAAGACGUAUCGGCGUUACUGCAACAGCAGGAGAAAAGGAGGGCGGCCGGCGGUGUUUCGAUAUUUCCACUUUCUUGCCCCUGUGCUGGGCGAUAAAUCUCUGUUGCCUGAUGUGGGCACUCCUGCAGCUGAUCCCCCCUUACAGCCCCUCAUGGACAAUGAUCCCACAAUAUACGAGCAGCCCUCCACCAGCCACCUCCUGGUGGACCUGAGCAGAAAGAUGCCCUGGUCGGACCAGGAGACUCGAACCCUGCUGGAGAUCUGGGGCGAAGACGGCGUCCAGCUCACCCUAAAGGGCUGCCUGAAGAACCGACACGUGUUUGAGUACGUCUCGGAGAAGAUGAGCGACCGAGGAUUCAUCAGGACCUCGGAGCAGUGCUACACCCGAGUCAAGCGCCUUAAACACGGCUUCCUCCAUGAAAAGGAGGAUUUUAAAUUCUUCAGUGAGAUGGAGACGAUAUUCAGGAAGGAGCUGAAAGGGGACGACUCGGCCGCAGACACAUCGGUCGCAGACGAACCGGAUGAAUGUGUACCUGAACUGAGCCAAAAGAAAGGUAACCAGUGGGUGUCUGAGAGCUCCAAGCUGCCCUGGAGCGACGGGGAGACCGAGGCCCUGCUGGACAUUUGGGGGAGCGAGGAGAUCCAGGAGAACUUGAAGGGCUGCACCAAGAACAAACACAUCUUCCUCCAGAUCUCUCAGGUCAUGGCCAGUCAGGGCUACAUGCGAACUCCUGAACAAUGUCAGUCCAGGAUAAAGAGGCUGAAGACCAAUUUCAGACAGUUCCUGGAUGGCAGAAAAGGAGACAAACAGGAGUGCAAGUAUUUCGACCAGCUGGUGCAGAUAUUUGGCACAAAGUACGUCAUGAACUCAGAUCCUCUGGUUGACGAUGCAACCGAAGUCCUCGAGUCAUGAAGUCGUCCUCCAUCGACACGACGCAGAGGCAGCAGAUGGACAAAAGAGGAACAUUCACACGGGAAAGACAUUCACACUGACAUUUACUGUUCUGCUGUUUGGUUGUUUACAUGUGACAGAAGAGCGUCUCUGGAGGCUCACUUGAAUUCACAUUUUCUUCUGUAAAUACUUUUACAUUCUUCAGAUACAAAGACCUACUUCAGGAUGAAAUGUAGUGUGUUUGAGUGUGUGUGUGUGUGUCUGUGUGUGUAUGUGUGUGUGUGUGCCUCAACUUUAGUGUCUUGUGAUUAUUAAUAACAGAGCCAUGAUGCUGAAGCCAGGAUGCUCAGGAUUCGAAGGGGACAAAAAUGAAUCCUUGACCUGGUUGAAGUCACACAAAAUGCUGUGCUCCUCCAAAAAACUAUGUUUUUUCUAGUAUUUAUUUAUUUUAUACUUACAGCGAGGGACUCAAAGCACACAACAGAAGAAAUACAUACAAGGCCUCUGUCGCUGCCUCGCUUUUUAGCCCUUACUCAUGUCUCCCUUGUUACAUUUUACGUCUUUGCAUUUGUUUAUUAAGUUGUGUGGUGAAUUUCUUUAAGUUAAUUCUCAUUCUGUGCUCAGUAUGAGUUAAUGUUGCCCAGAAUUUGUAUUUAUUUAAAUUAUUUCCAUGCGUAUUCCAAAGUUCUACAGUUUACUUUAAAUGUGACGGACCUUAUCGAAGCAUAUUUGUGCCACAAACGUGAAAGAUUUUUCAUAACCAUUAAAAAAGAAACUUGAAUCGUG